This is a messenger RNA of Megalobrama amblycephala (Wuchang bream), 1162 nucleotides long. RefSeq names its product transcription factor HES-5-like. Gene Ontology annotation, molecular function: DNA-binding transcription factor activity, RNA polymerase II-specific; RNA polymerase II cis-regulatory region sequence-specific DNA binding; protein dimerization activity. Lineage: Eukaryota; Metazoa; Chordata; Actinopteri; Cypriniformes; Xenocyprididae. The record is from RefSeq and is a predicted model, not a curated record. Gene Ontology annotation, biological process: anterior/posterior pattern specification; regulation of neurogenesis; regulation of transcription by RNA polymerase II. The transcript has 3 exons. The coding region runs from base 275 to 730 and encodes 151 amino acids. Gene Ontology annotation, cellular component: nucleus.
GUGCGUCAGGUCUGCGUGGAGUGACACGUGACGCAGCGUCUCCUGCAAGCACUGCGAGAAUCCGCGGGCAAAGCUGGAAAUGGCGCGUUGUUUUAAAAAACCAACGGUCAUCUCUAGAAUAUCGGCUUUGUCGAGUCUAACAAACUGCUGCUCGGGUAUCUGUGUAGUUUUGUGAAAUAACUCUCUCAGAUGUACAGUACUGCGAUUGAUUCUGUCUCUUUCCACAAGGAUCUUUCGAAACUGCGUAGAAAGAAAAAUCUCUCCAUCUGAAAGAAUGGCUCCAACUUACAUGACUGACUACUCCAAACUUUCCAACAAGGAGAAACAUAAAUUAAGAAAACCUGUGGUGGAAAAGAUGCGCAGAGAUCGCAUCAACAACUGCAUCGAGCAGCUCAAAUCCAUGCUGGAGAAGGAAUUCACCCAGCAGGAUCCAAACACCAAGCUGGAGAAAGCCGACAUCCUGGAGAUGACGGUGGUCUUCCUGAAACAGCAGCUGCAGCCCAAGACUUCAGCUCCACAGAAAGCCCACUUGGACGGCUAUUCCCAGUGCUGGAGGGAGACCAUGAACUUCCUAUCUGUCAACUCCAAGGUGGACGCUGUAUGUCAGCAUCUGAACCACUGCCAAGAAGCCCAGAGAUCAGCUAAAGACCUCAUGUCUCCAGCUUCCCAUCAGCCCACCAAGGUGAAGCAGGAACCAUGUGCUCACAGUCCGCUCUGGAGACCCUGGUAGAGACCCCAAGAUGAAAGACUUUCACAUUCAAACUAGAUGGUGGUUUUACCAUCUCUUAUGUUGUAGGAGAUAAUUCCUUUUAUAUGUUAAUUUCUUUUGAAAGAAUGUCUUCACUUUGUGAAGUUUGUGGAUGGAAAUGGGUUUCACAAUGUGAAAGUCUGAUCUUCCACAGAUGAUUGUAUUAUGAUCAGAGGUUUAUUGCCUCUAUAGUUUUCCUCAUGGAUGGACAGUAAUAUAAGUCUAAAAUAAUCUUCAUGAUGAAGAGUCGAGGUUUAACUCCUGUGGAGUUGACAAUUAUUUGCAAUGCAAAUGCAAAUGUUAUUGUUUCUUCUUAUGAAGCAUGUGAUUUUUACUUAUGUCUAAUAUAUGGUGACAUAUGUUAAUUGUGCAAACAUACUGUCACAUACAAAUAAACACAUUUGAAUAUGAACA